GCAUACUCCAUCACCGUGUUGACUAGAUCAUUACAGCUGCGAAGACUGAUGUCUUGGUUUGACUACGGAAUUGAAGACUCCAAGAGUUUUUGCUCAAGUACGAGAGGGUGAAUUGAAGGUGCAUGGCCGUCGUACCCCUGUUACAACGUGGUGUACGAGCUCUAUCGUCAGAUAGGGACGCUGAUGUUCGUAUUGUUGAGGAUCUUCUUGACGAGAGGAUGUCGGGGAAUGAACGGCGUGAUGAGGACCGACAAGGGGGGGACUACCGUCGUACCGACGACAGGAUGACGGAUAUAAGGAGAGUUGAUGAAGUACACGAGGAAGACCGAAGGAGAUAUAGGGCACCAACAUGCUUCAGAUGUCAUGAGCCCGGGCACUAUGCUAAUCAGUGCCCGGAUAGGCAUCGACGGAGUUUUCGGUCCGAUAGACCAUCGACAUCGAUGGAAUCGAGAGGAAGCCGAUCUCCACGGCGCACCGAUUAUAGACGGAGAUAUGAGUCACCAUCAGGAGGAGCUGGAGGAAUCCAGGUUACGGUUGCUGAACUUGGUAAAUCAGUGGCGGCAAUGAAGGACUUCAUUGACGAAGCUCGUUUGAAGAAGUUGGAGAAGGAACGUAAGAAGCAAGAAAGGAAGGAAGCGGAAGAGCGCGAAGCUGAAGCGAGGGAGCGUGCGGAACGCAAAGCAAGGAAGCAGGCUGAGAAGCAUCGUAAGCAAAUGGAGCUCGAGGCGGAGAGACGCGCUGAAAUGAAGAAGGAUAACGACAUCCAGCUGGCUAUUCGCCUGAGCGAAUUGGAGGAUAGCGUUACCUGCAGGGUGGAGAGCGUGAUCGUACCUUUGAGGGAGUUGGUCAGACUCGGCAAGAAGAAGGUGGCAUAUGCUACCGACAGCGAAUCGUCGGACACUCAGGCGGGUGAAGGUAGUGAUACUAGCGUCACUCAGGAGCUGAGCGCUAGGACGGAGCAGCAAUGUAUCUCGGAGAAACGGAAGAGAGGUCGGGAUCCAGUGCUUGAAGGUAGCCCUCCUAUGGAGGGUCCUUCGAAGCGCACCCCUAAACGUGGGGUAUUGAAGCCGGCGUUGCUUUCAGCCAGACGGACAAGAUCCACGACUGUGGUGAAGAAUCCCGGAUGUGUGAAACGGGUAUCUCCGGUGAAGACACCGUUGAAGGCGAGGAAGGGACGCACACCAAGGAAGGGUACUCCUAUGAAGUCACCGGCUCUACAGUUCACUCCUGCUACUAAAGGCGCUCUACAACAACUUCGAUAUCGGAGCAGCGUUAUGGAAGAACUGAAGGACUGCGACGCAACCGAGCUGCAACGACUCUGCAAAGAGGAGGGAGUAACAUAUGAUGGGAAGGUGGGGGCGAUCUUCGCGAUUGCAGAUAGCCGCACUCGGCAGAGGUUUGGUCAGGAUACUGUCGAAGCUACCGAGGGGAGGCACAAUCAAAGCGUCAGAGCUGACUGUAAUGCUUUGAAGUUUCGGCGAUCAAAGAGUGAGUCGUGGCGCUUGGAUUUUUAUCAAGUGUUGAACGAUGGGUUCUCCACGGGGGAAGUUAAUGUGAGCAUUCUGGUGGAUGGGGGUAAUGUUUGGCACGGGGGAUGGAAGAGGGUUAGACGUGCCUUUGGGGAUACGAAGAUUCGAUGUGAAGGAAAGGACCUGGCCCUGAAGGACGCAAAACAGGCUUUGCAAAAAGGAGGUGUUUUCACGGUUGUACACUGGUGGAAGUGGAAACCAAAAUGCCGUUAUUUGAAGUCGGUUCUCUUGGGUGUUCUGUGUAAUCCACGUAAAGUACAGGAGGUGUUUGAUUGGAAUCUCGGAUCGCUGCUCCGACUGUAUUGUGCCAUCAAGGACUUUAGUCGGAAGUCGACUAGGAAGUAUCUACGCCGGUUAAUCUCCAGAGUUUUUCUUCGUCGUUUUGAUUUUAGUAUGAGCGCUGAUCUCGUCUUUCGUCUUAAGUUUGACGACAGGAUCCGAUCAUCUGCAGUAAGGAAAGUGGUGAAUGACGCGUUGAUGGGUGGGGAUUUACCCCAAGGCUUUCUGAACCGGGCGCGGAAGAAAGUCCGAAUUGUCUGUGUUAAGAACCCGGCUAUCUCGGAUGUUUUGCACAAUCAGCGAGUGUUUUCUUCUCGCAAAGUGCUGGUCUGCAAUUGCGCAAAUUCGCCUUACCCAAAAUCGGGGGGGCACGUCCGUUUCCGGCUUAGUGAGAUGGAAGGGAUACACCCUCUAUUGCGUAAUGCCAAGAAUGUCGCUCGAAUUGUUAGGGAAGAUAGAGUUGAGCAGUUGCACAGGGAGUUGAUGGAAGGCUUCAGUACGUGGAGAAAUUGGAAAGGGGAUCUGCCACGCAUACCGCAUGAAGUAUUACGUCGAUGCUUGAGUGAUCGUAUUGCGGAGAAUGGCCAAUUAUCGUCCGCCCACCUCAAUGACCUGAAGGUAAAACUUCAGGGAUUUGUAUUGACCCCUCUUGAUCGCAACCCACGCGAGAAAUUGGUGCUAUGCUUGUAUCUGUAUUUUGAAGCAAUAAUGUCUACCUACGUUAUGAAUUCAGGAUAUAGAAUUAUCCAAGCGGCACCUACUGAGGUGUUACGGGAGAUCAGAGAGGAAGUGUCGACGAGAGGUUUGACGAAAUUUGCUAAAUGGGACAAGGAUGGGAAAUUUGGCUCAGCUUAUGUCAUACCGAAGCAGAAGGAUGUGGAGAGGUUUAGACCCAUCUGUCCUACGUAUAGUGAACCCAUGGUAAGAACUGGUCGUGCGGUUUCGAGGGGCCUGAAUCAUUUGCUAAAGACCUUACCUAAGGGUUGGCACUUCAACCUGGUAUCAGUGUCUGGACUCGCCGCGAGGCUGAAGGAUGUCAACCAGAAGAUCCUUAGGCAUGAUGCAGGUGAAGAAGUGUAUACGGCCUCCUUCGAUAUUAAGGAGAUGUUCAGCAGGCUCCCGCAUGAUGAGAUUUUGAUCGCGGUUGAUUGGCUGUUUGACUUUCAUAGGCCAAAGGGCCGACAGUCGGUACGGGUGAAUACUCGAGGAAAGGGAUCAACCUUUGGCAUAACCACGGGUGCAGAUCAUUGGCAUGCUCUGGACUUUACGCAGAUGAGGGAAUUUAUUCAUCUGGAGUUACAGCAUACUUACACGUUUGCCACAGGGGUCCUGCUCCAGCAAGUGGUUGGCAUCCCCAUGGACGAAGUCGCGGUGGGGGCCAUGCUUGGCUACGUUGCCAAGGUGGCCCGCGAGUUUGUCUCGCAACGGUACGAAGAAAAAAACGCACCGUUGCUCUACGUUCGCAUUCAGAUUGGGCAAGCGGACUGCAACGCUUUGCUAGAUUGCGGCGCAACUCGCAACUUCAUCAGCCAGUCCUUCAUGACUCGGGCUGGCCUUGGCGCACAAGUACGGAGGAAGUCACAUCCGACGACGGUCGCUCUUGCCGACGGUAAGACGAAACAACUUUUAUACCGUAACAUCUCGGCUGUCCCGGUGUACUUUGCACCGCACGCAUGUGAACCCGUCACUUUUGACGUGUUGGACACCGACUUCGAUGUCAUUUUGGGGAUGCCUUGGCUUUCUAGCGCGGACCACACGGUCAAUUUCCAUCGACGCACGCUCACGAUUCGUGAUGCAACUGGCUCCGAGGUCCCGUGUACUAUUCCUCCUCCUCACUCUUCCAUUAGGUGCCAAGUCGUGAGUGCCAAAUCUUUUCGAGACACAUGCCGUUCCGAGCAUGUCGAAGAGAUUGGCAUCGCUUUGCUUCGAACCGUUCCGACGACCGAUUUAUCGUCCACAGAAGUGUCUUCCGACCCCCGUGUGACCCGGUUGUUAGACGAGUUCUCGGAUGUUUUUGAGACACCCUCCGGUAUAGUGCCGGACCGGCCAAUCUCUCACGAGAUCAUACUUGAGGCCGGCGCCGUCCCACUGAAAGGAUGCAUUUAUCGCAUGUCCGAGGAGGAGCUCACGGUUCUUCGUGCACAACUCGACGAUCUACUCGACAAGGGUUGGAUCCGCCCUAGCAGCUCACCUUACGGUGCGCCCGUUCUCUUCGUUCGGAAGAAGAACAAGGACCUUCGACUUUGCAUUGACUACCGACGCCUCAACGCGCAAACCAUCAAGAACGCGGGGCCUCUACCUCGCAUUGACGAUUUGCUUGAGCGGUUGGGCGGCGCCAAGUACAUUUCCAAGUUGGACCUCAAGUCGGGCUACCAUCAGAUUUCCAUCCGCCCGCAAGAUCAGUACAAAACCGCGUUUAAGACGCGAUAUGGGCUUUUUGAGUGGGUAGUUAUGCCUUUUGGCCUCACCAAUGCCCCGGCCACCUUUCAGGCGGCCAUGACCACCGAGUUUUGCGCUAUGUUGGACCGCUUCGUUUUGGUCUACUUAGACGACAUCCUCGUCUAUAGCCGAACUCUAGAGGAGCAUCUCGAGCACCUUCGGCGUGUUCUAGAAACUCUUCGAUCAGCCCGGUACAAAGCUAACCGCGACAAAUGCGAGUUUGUCCGGCAAGAGCUUGAAUACUUGGGUCAUUUUGUCUCUCCGGAAGGCAUUCGUCCGUUGGCGGACAAGAUUCAAGCCAUCCAAGAGUGGCCCGAGCCGAAGAAUGUGACGGACGUCCGAUCCUUCCUCGACUUGGCCGGUUAUUAUCAGUGCUUCAUCAAGGGUUACUCGAAGAUCGCGGCCAACCUAAGCAAGUUACAAAGCGAAGAGCGGCCUUUUGACUUCAACGACAACGCGCGCCAUUCUUUUGAGACACUCAAACCGGCACUCUUGUCCGCCGAGGUGUUACAUAUUUACGACCCGCUUCUAGCUACGCGCGUCACUACCGAUGCGUCGGGCUAUGGCAUUGGGGCCGUCCUUGAGCAGCACGAUGGCAUGGACUGGCACCUGGUCGAGUACUUUAGCAAAAAAGUACCUCCCCUGCAUUCGAUCGACGACGCACGAAAGAAGGAGCUUCUUGCCUUCGUCCACGCCCUCAAGCGUUGGCGACAUUUCCUCCUUGGUCGGAAAGCAUUCCGAUGGGUAACGGAUAACAAUCCGUUGGUAUUCUACAAGUCGCAAGACACGAUUAACAACCAAUUCAGUCUAAGUAGGACUGUGGUAUCACUGUUGGGUAUCCUUGUUGGGUAGUCCACUGGUAGGAAGAACGAACUUUCUAGUAGGGUCUGGGUCUCGAUAUUGUCUUGGCCAGUUCCGGCGUGUUUGGUUUUUUGCUUUUUUUCCUGAUGUUUCUCGUGAUUUUGUUUGUAGGAAGGAAUUGACUGGUAUAUAGGCAAUCAUUGCAAAGUUUUCGACCUCUUCAACGGGACUAACGUCGCGCAACGCCCUCG
Messenger RNA from Chara braunii, 5299 nucleotides. The record is from the annotation of a GenBank genome assembly. NCBI's taxonomy places the organism in Eukaryota, Viridiplantae, Streptophyta, Charophyceae, Charales, Characeae.